GUCGCCCUUAUAUAACAGUCGGCUGCUCACAGACGAAAGCGUAGAAGCAGAGAACGUAAAUAUUGUAUUUGCGUUCUCUGGUAGAAGCAUCGAGCAGAGAAUGUUGUGUUUACAUUCUCUGCAUCGAGUUGUUCGCUAUCGAAGCAGAGAAUGUAAAUAGAACUAUUUACGUUCUCUGAACCUUCUCGAUGUAUUUACGUUCUCUAAUUGAACCUUCUCGUUGUAUUUACGUUCUCUGUAUACGUUCUUAGGUCUUGGGGGAAUUAAACCAAAGAUCGUUCUUUGUUCAUAUACGUUCUUUGAUUAAAAAACUGACAUUUUUAUAUUCAUUUGUCAGAGUUUUAUUUACGUUCUCGAUACUUCUGGCAACACUGCCCGGUUUUGCGAUUUUCCAAAAUUCUGCCGGCUAAAAGCAAAAAAGCGCAAAAAUAGAAACAGAAUGUAGAAUAACUGCAGAAAAUAAAACGGAAGGCGAUAAUUUGACAAAAAUAUAUAUUUUGAUUAACAUUAACUAAAAAGAAGAAAUCUUAGUGAAAUUGGAUAAAUUGUAACAAAGUAUAUUCGUAAACAAAACAAUUUAUUUGAAUUAAUGAAACUUUUGAAGCCUAGCUGGGUACAUCAUGACGACAAGCCAAUCUUCUCGGUUGACGUGCAUCAAGAAUGUCUUAAAUUUGCAACCGGUGGGCAAGGUUUGGAUUCAGGGCGUGUCGUGAUAUGGAAUCUACUACCGGUAUUAUCGGAAAAAGUUGAACAGGAUGAAAGUGUACCCAAGAUGCUAUGCCAAUUGGACAACCAUUUGGCUUGCGUAAAUUGUGUGCGUUGGUCCCCGAACGGCCAAAUGUUAGCAUCUGGGUCGGACGAUAAAUUAGUUAUGAUUUGGAAAUUGUCGAAGGGACCAAGUGGCGUGUUCGGUACCGGAGGCCUACAAAAAAAUGCUGAGUCUUGGAAGUGUAGUGCUACUCUUCGUGGACACUCUGGGGACGUGCUAGACCUAGCGUGGUCUCCUAAUGAACGCUGGCUUGCUAGUUGCAGUAUUGAUAACACCAUCAUAAUCUGGGAUGUACAGUCAUUUCCUAACAUGGUAACCACGUUACGUGGACACUCUGGUUUGGUUAAAGGCGUUGCGUGGGAUCCGUUAGGAAAGUUUUUAGCAAGUCAAAGUGAUGAUCGAAGUGUUAAAAUGUGGAAAACGAGUGAUUGGAGUUGUAGCAGUACAAUCACCGAACCAUUUAAAGGAUGUGGUGGUACGACACACAUACUACGCCUCUCUUGGUCUCCAGAUGGCCUUUACUUGGUGUCGGCGCAUGCUAUGAAUGGUGGUGGUCCAACAGCACGUAUUAUAGAAAGAGAAGGCUGGAAAUGUGACAAAGAUUUUGUAGGCCAUAGGAAAGCUGUUACAUGUGUAAGAUUUCACGACACUGUUUUGACAAGACUUGCAUCCAACGCAGAUAGAAAGUUACAAUAUUGCUGCAUGGCAAUGGGCUCAAGAGAUAGAUCUCUCUCUGUAUGGAUGACAGCACUGAACCGUCCAUUGGUUGUUAUACAUGAUCUUUUUAGUGACAGCAUUUUAGACUUAUCUUGGGGUCCAGCUAAAUGUAUUUUAAUGGCUUGUAGCGGCGAUGGUACUGUAGCUUGCCUACAAUUUUCCGAAACCGAAUUGGGCACUCCAGUUUCAGAUGAAGAGAAGAACUCAUUGUUUCAAAAAACAUACGGAAAAAGUGUAACCCUUGAAAAUGGUUCAACUGGUGCUGCAGACAUACUCAUUGAAAAUCCAGAACUUCUGGUGGAUACUGUUGAAAAGCCCAAGCCUCCCACACUGCCAUCAGCUGAAUCAAGUAGCCAAAAACUCACCUUAACACAACCAACCGUAUCUUCGGCUAAAUCAAAUGAUCACAGCGACUUUACUGCCACCAUGUUAAAUUCAAGCGGAAGCGAAGAACGCACAAGCAAUUUUAACUCCCUUAGAAAACAAACUGAGACACGAACUGCUGACGGAAAACGACGCAUUACCCCAGUCUUUGUGGCACUCAAUCAAGACGUGUGUGUAUCGGACCUCAAUCCAUUACCGCCAACUGUUCACUCCUGGAAUUCGAACAGCACACCAACAACACUAGAUAUGGAUAUAACUAAACAAGUUGAUCUACCAGUCACAUCAUUUGCAAAACCUAUGAUAACGGAAGCGCAAGAAAUAUCGUUGGAUGCCCGGCUUAUAAAGACAACGUCAUCAUCCUCUAAACUGCAGCCGUUAAAAACAGAUAAUAGUACAGUAAAGACAUUUCCCGUAAUUGUUAUUCCAAAAUCAGCUUCAAAUUCUAUCAGUGUAAUGACUACAACAAAUAGUUCGCUAGUUGGAGGUAUUAAGCCAUAUCAAGCCUCUACCACUGGUCCCAAAUUGAUUAUAAAUCAUAAUACAAAAUGCGAAUUCCAAAAAACCGCACUAGAUCAUAGGGUUCAUAUUCAUAACGGGUAUUUGAGUACGGGAAGCGGACUAUUGGCAAAAGUGACUACUUACAACAUAACAAGGCCGACUCAAAUAGAAAAGCUUUGGGAAAUUUUAAUAGGCUCACCAAUAGUGAAUUUAAACUUUUGCAAUAAGUAUGUUAUGCUGUGCUGUUUGGAUGGCACGUUACGUUUGGUCGAUAUCAGUACCGGUAAAGCCAUACUACCGGUUAUGGGUUUAAGUACUGCCGCAGUUCAAUGUGCUUUUUGUCCCAGUAGUCGUCUAGUAGGUGUUGUUACAGACUGUGGCAUCGUGCGAAUUUGGCACAUUGAGGAACGUCGUAUAUUUUUAGCUACUACUUGUAAUGAGAUUGCAACAGGAAAACUCGGAACAGUUGUGCAGUUUAAUAUCACUGAAGACGGUGUACCUAUGGUAUUAUUUUCUAAUGGCAACGCUUAUUCCUAUUCUGAGCAAUUGAAAUCGUGGCUUGUACUCAGCACUAAAGAUCCCAUAAUUCGACAUGGUCUUCAAACAACGAUUCCCAAAGAUUUUCAGAAAAAUCUUAUCUCCUUUCCACUUAUCUCAACGCAAGCGUCCACAAACACAUUUUCCGCGAUGAGCACAUCAAUGGACAUAAAUUUAAAUGACUGGCAAUCAAGUGCUAAACUUAGUUUUAUCGAGAACCAGAUUAUGCUUUCGGAAGCCAUAAAAUCACCCAACGAAUUAUUAUUCUGGUACAACAUGUACGCAUAUCAGUUGGCAUUAAGCGGUACUGAGCAACAUUUGCGACUACUGCUGGAUGAUUUGCUUGGCCCAUCUCCACGUAAUACUUCUAACGACCAUAAAAUUCUGUCGGUAUCAAAGCAUCAAUUGUUGCAGAACGUGCUGAAUGUACUUAAGACGCAUAUAAAAUGGCAGCGUUUGUAUAUGGAAUAUAAUGAGCUGUUUGAAUUUUGUUCCAAGUCAAAUGUAAUCGAUGCUCAUAUCGAGAUGGUGGAUCGACAUAAUAGUAAGGAAACAGGCACAGAUACAGCUGCUGCUAAUGAAGAAGAAAAUGGUAUUCCAAAAUAGGCUCUGCGAUGCCUGCGUUAUUAAUUUCUAUAAAAGUAUGACUGCCAGGUACUAAACGGUUGUAAAAUUGUUGUUCUACAAAAUUGGCAUGUUGGCGUUAUUACGGAUAUGUAUAAAAACAUAAUUUGUAAAGAAAUACAAUUAGAUAUACAUAUGUUCAU
Molecule: messenger RNA, 3672 nt
Organism: Ceratitis capitata (Mediterranean fruit fly)
Lineage: Eukaryota; Metazoa; Arthropoda; Insecta; Diptera; Tephritidae
Gene: Hira
Product: protein HIRA homolog
Exons: 10
Coding region: 590-3511 (973 amino acids)
Biological process (GO): chromatin remodeling; regulation of DNA-templated transcription; DNA-templated transcription
Cellular component (GO): HIR complex; nucleus
Molecular function (GO): protein binding; nucleosome binding
Source: RefSeq, a predicted model, not a curated record